AUGUACACCAAGGUCCUCAUUUCCGCUUUGGCCGGCGCCACAGCCGUCUCUGCCCACGGUUACGUUCAAAGUGUUACCACCGGCGGCGAGACCAUCAACACCUUCUACCCCCAGCCGGGCCCGGGAGAAGCCCCGGCGCCGGAUACCCCUGGUUGGAGAACCGUCGACCUGGAGAACCUCGAUUACGUGGCCAUCGGCGCCGUCGGCGACGCCGACAUCAUCUGCCACAAGUCCGCCACCCCCACAAAGCUCAGCAUCAAGGUCGCCGCCGGCGACAAGCUAACCCUCGCCUGGAGCACAUGGCCCAUAAGCCACAGGGGCCCCAUCAUCGACUACCUCGCCAAGUGCGACGGCGACUGCUCCAACGCCACCAAGACCGACCUCAAGUUCUUCAAGAUCGCCGAGAAGGGCCUCACCGGCGGCUCCUGGGCCACCGACGAGCUCGCCGGCAAUGGCGACAAGUGGGAUGUCACCAUCCCCAGCGACAUCGCCCCCGGCAGCUACGUCUUGCGCGAAGAGAUCAUCGCCCUCCACAGCCGCGACGGCGCCCAGUUCCACCCCCAGUGUAUCAACCUCGAAGUCUCGGGCAGCGGCUCCGCCAACCCCGAGGGCGUUGCUGGCACAAGCUUGUACACCGCCCAAGACGAGGGUCUCCUUUUUGACGUCUGGAGCGACGCCACCAGCUACCCGAUCCCCGGCCCUGCUCUGUACAGCUCCACGAAGCGCCGCGACCACCCCCGCAGCCUCUUCAUUGUCAACUAA
This is a messenger RNA of Colletotrichum higginsianum IMI 349063, 762 nucleotides long. RefSeq names its product Glycosyl hydrolase family 61. The record is from RefSeq and is a predicted model, not a curated record. The coding region runs from base 1 to 762 and encodes 253 amino acids. NCBI's taxonomy places the organism in Eukaryota, Fungi, Ascomycota, Sordariomycetes, Glomerellales, Glomerellaceae. The transcript has a single exon.